AUGCGCAAAGUCACAACAGGUGCUGCUGAGACGCCAGUGUCAGCCCAGGAAUCCAUGAUGAUACCUAUCGAAGACGAGAGUUCAGUGGAAGCCUCCCCUAGGUACAGAUCGGAGAGCCUGGCUAUACACUCACAGCAGCGCCUUGAAGAAGAGGCGCAAAGCUUGGAAAGUCAACCCAUCACAUCCCAAGAUAUUCGAAAGAAUCAGCAAAUCCCCAGAAUCAAUCGUGGUGUCGGGCACACUGCCAUCGGUGAUUGUGGCGAUCCAUCUUCGCAAUUGCCUGGGCACACCAACUACCCGAUCCCAGCGAAUAAAUUCGUACAUCGUGCGACACACUUUUAUUUGAAGUACUAUUCUCCAGUUGCUACUCAACGGCCUCACCACUACGGCGUAGGACAAGAUUCGAAACUUCUGAAAGACUACAUUCCUUACAUUCUCAGCGACAAGAUGAUAUUUUGCGCGAUGGUUGCCAUGUCAUCCACGGCUAUCAACAUAGCUGCGACUGGUGAUCGUGCGCGGACCCCGGAGACAUUGGGAUUUUAUCAAUAUGCUGUUUCACUACUGAGGCAAAGACUGGCAGCUGAAGGAAAUCAACCGAGUGAUGCAGUUAUAGUCACACUUAGCAGUUUGUGCGGUUGUGACGCGAUGUCCACAAACUACGAAGUGCUUGACCUGCACACGAGAGCAAUAAAGCGCGUUGUUGCAUUACGGGGGGGCCCUGAUAGACUGGGGUUUGAUGGUUACUUGAAAAUGAUUGUCACAGGCUCGCAAACGUUUUACAACGCUCGCCAUUCUAAUAUUCUAGACAACGAGGGACUCUUUCCAAAGAUCGGCAAGCUCACGUUCCCUGUCCACCCCUUUGACCCGUCCUUGUGCAAGGCGAUCUCGAAGCUCCCACCAGGUAUUUCUGAGAUGUGCCUGUCAGGGUUGCUAAGCCACCAAAUCAUGUCGCUAGUUGGACGCAUCACCAGGUGGAGUCGGAAUAUGAUUGAAGCUUUCAAGGAGGCUGAUAUGUACAGACUUCACCGUCUAUCGACAAACUCUGCCAAUGUCACACUUUGUGGCGAAUUUCUCCACCGAGAAGAUGUCUCACUCACCGAGCAGCUUCUCGUUCUCGCACUGAUAUGCUUUUGUUAUAGUCUCGAUGCGACCCGCGCCAUGUUCUGGAUCACCAAUGCGUAUCUACAGAUCCGUUGCCGUCAUCUCAACAACAGUCAUAUCGAGGUGACUGCAUCGACAGAGUCACACAUGGCCUGGAUUGGAGCCACUCUCGUCGCAACGUUCGAACUGGACAGUCCAGCAUUUCUGCUAGGCGUCUCACUGACCAAUGCACGGAAGAAGAGCAUAGACUGGCAAGCAAACGUCAGACUCUGUGAGCAGUACUUCUGGAAUGAUGCAUUAUCGCUCAAAUUGGCGGCCAAGAUCGAAUACCUCACUGGGAGAAGGGCACCUAUUGAAACAUAA
Exophiala bonariae is the source of this 1464-nucleotide messenger RNA. RefSeq lists its product as uncharacterized. Lineage: Eukaryota; Fungi; Ascomycota; Eurotiomycetes; Chaetothyriales; Herpotrichiellaceae. Bases 1 to 1464 code for a protein of 487 amino acids. The record is from RefSeq and is a predicted model, not a curated record. The transcript has 5 exons.